GAGAAGAGGGGACAGGACUUUGUGUAACAGGAGCAACCGUGUUAGCCACAUCACACAAAAAUGCCAGGCAUGCAAGGCAAUACGGAAUGGCUGGACAGAGCCAGGAGCCUCUAGGUCUCAGCCAGAAUGCUGCUAUGUGGUGCCUAAGAGUUUUCUGAUACCCUCAAAAGCCCCAAAUAGGAAUCCUGCAAUUAAUGCAUCUAACUCCUCCUUUACUGCAGUCUCCUCUCCUAUUGGUAAAAGGUCUUCCCAGGCUCAUGUGGGGAUCCCACCCCUUUUGUGGGUUUUCAUUCUGAAGCUAUCCACAACUUCACACCUGAAUGAAUGCCAAGCCUCUCUCAAUAUAUAAAGGAAACCUUCAAGCGCAAUUUCAGAGCUACCCAGAAGAAGCAGAAGAAAAACUAUUUCAUCCAUCCCUGUCAGGCAGAGCCUGAACUAACCAUGCUUCUCCCUGCUGUUCACUUCUAUGGCUUUCUCCUAGCUUGCAUCUUCACGAAAAGCUACUUGGCUUUCAAGAACGAUGCCACGGAGAUACUUUAUUCGCACGUUGUUAAACCUGCUGCAGCGAGCCCAAGCAGCAACAGCACGUUGAAUCAAGCCAGGAAUGGAGGCAGGCACUACACCAGCACUGGAUCUGACCGUAACAAUCGUGUUCAAGUUGGCUGUCGAGAACUGAGAUCCACCAAGUACAUUUCUGAUGGCCAGUGCACCAGCAUCAACCCGCUGAAGGAGCUGGUGUGUGCCGGUGAAUGCCUCCCUUUGCCACUGCUUCCCAACUGGAUUGGAGGAGGUUAUGGAACCAAGUACUGGAGCAGGCGGAGUUCGCAAGAGUGGAGAUGUGUCAAUGACAAAACUCGCACCCAGAGGAUCCAGCUUCAGUGCCAGGACGGAAGUAUAAGAACCUACAAAAUAACUGUGGUCACGGCCUGCAAGUGCAAGCGAUACACCAGGCAGCACAAUGAGUCCAGCCACAAUUUUGAGGGAACCUCUCAAGCAAAACCUAUCCAGCAUCACAAAGAGCGGAAAAGAGCCAGUAAAUCCAGCAAACAUAGUACAAGUUAGAAGUCAGAUGUUCUCUACUCACUCAUCUCCCUCUCCUUGUGCCAAAAUUGAACUCACCUGUAGCCAUUUGCUUUAUCAUUCUGACUGCUUAAAGACAAGUCUGCCAUUGCUGUGUUCUCAGCUGACACUACAUGCUUAUUGCUUUGACCAAAACCAGAAGGGCAUUCUCAGAAUAUGGACCUUUUAGGUGAUUUUCCAAAUGCUCAAGAUGGCAAACAACACAAGCCUUCCAAACCCACACAAUGAACUUUUAUGUUUUCUCCAGCCAUGGAGGCAAAGAAAAUUUGCCAUGAAUAUUCACUGAAGUGUAUUUUGUAAAAAGAUGCUUUGUUGUGUGUUUUCAUGAGAACAGUUAUCUGUCUAUUGCCUUCUAUAUUGUGUUUUCAUGAGAACAGUUAUCUGUCUAUUGCCUUCUAUAUCAUGUUUUAUGAACUUCUGAAAACAGCUUAAAAAUACAACACCUAGCACCUGCUUUCAGAUUCAUUCUGAACAAAAAUGCCUUGCAUGCUGACCUUUCUCUUAUCUCAGUAUACCAAAAAUUAAAAUAUGCAUGGCAGCAAUCAAAAAGUAAAGCUGAACAAACUAUUUAUUUGUUGUUUUAAUUAUUUAAUGAGCUUUUAUGUGUGUUAUUUCCCUCCAGAAUGUUCUUAUGUUUAUAGCUUUUCUCAUGUAUCAAAGUAUUUUUCUAUGAUUUGUGGCUGGAUUAGAACAUACGUUUUGUAGAUAAUGUAAAAUAGACAUUUUAGCAUUCUUGGUAUAUAUAUUUCCAUUUUGAACAUUCAUAGACUUAGGUGUUAUUUUGAAGUAGCAACAUGAAAAUGGUUGGCUUGUUUUUUCUUUUUCACUCUACACUCUGUUAUUUUGUUUACAAGUGUGCAAUCAAAGACAGAUCUGGUGACUUCCUGUCAAAUCCAUUGUGUUAUUUUUCUUUACAAAAAUAAACACUGCUAAAACCUG
Neopsephotus bourkii (Bourke's parrot) is the source of this 2019-nucleotide messenger RNA. It is a transcript of the gene SOSTDC1, whose product is annotated as sclerostin domain containing 1. The transcript has 2 exons. NCBI's taxonomy places the organism in Eukaryota, Metazoa, Chordata, Aves, Psittaciformes, Psittacidae. Gene Ontology annotation, biological process: negative regulation of Wnt signaling pathway; negative regulation of BMP signaling pathway. Gene Ontology annotation, molecular function: BMP binding. The record is from RefSeq and is a predicted model, not a curated record. Bases 325 to 1062 code for a protein of 245 amino acids.